Arachis duranensis is the source of this 1316-nucleotide messenger RNA. RefSeq names its product NAD(P)H-dependent 6'-deoxychalcone synthase. NCBI's taxonomy places the organism in Eukaryota, Viridiplantae, Streptophyta, Magnoliopsida, Fabales, Fabaceae. Gene Ontology annotation, cellular component: cytosol. The transcript is spliced from 4 exons. Bases 72 to 1034 code for a protein of 320 amino acids. Gene Ontology annotation, molecular function: aldose reductase (NADPH) activity. The record is from RefSeq and is a predicted model, not a curated record.
AGCACCACAACAUUACAUUGAUACUCUUAUUAUUAGAAAACAUUUACUACAUCCAAUUUGUGACAUAUACAAUGUCUUCAACAGAAAAACCAGCAGCGGUCCCUGUCCCAAAUGUGGUCCUACAAUCAUCAUUCAGCAUGCCGGUGAUCGCCUUUGGAACUGGCUCCGAAGCAAACGACAACGACACCAUCAAAGCGGCGGCCGUUGAGGCCAUCAAGCUCGGUUACAGGCACUUCGACACCGCUUCCUUUUAUGACUCCGAACAGCCUCUCGGAGAAGCCUUUGCUGAAGCCCUUCAACUUGGCCUCCUAAAUUCCAGAGAUGAACUUUUCAUCACUUCCAAGUUAUGGCUCUCCGAUAAUCAUCCCCAUCUUGUUCUCCCUGCUUUACAAAAAUCGCUUCAGAAUCUUGGAUUAGAAUACUUGGACCUUUACUUGGUCCACUGUCCAAUGAGUGCAAAGCCUGAAAUAAGAAAAUUUCCUUAUAACGAAGAUGAAUUGGUGCCAUUUGACAUGAAGGGUGUUUGGACUUCAAUGGAGAAAUGCCACAGCUUGGGUCUCACAAAAUCAAUUGGAGUUAGCAACUUCUCUACCAAGAAACUUGAACAACUCCUCUCAUUUGCUACUAUUCCUCCUGCCGUUAAUCAAGUGGAGUUGAAUGCUUCCUGGCAGCAAAAGAAUCUAAGAGAAUAUUGCAAAACCAAGAAUAUUGUGAUAACUGCAUAUUCUCCUUUGGGAGCCAAAGGAACCAGUUGGGGUAGUAAUGAUGUUAUGGACAGUGAAUUGCUCAAGCAAAUUGCACAUGCUCAUGGAAAAACUGUUGCUCAGGUAAGUCUUAGAUGGUUGUACGAGCAAGGUGUGACUUUUGCAGUAAAGAGCUACACCAAGGAGAGAAUGAAACAGAACUUCGAAAUAUUUGAUUUUUCGCUUACAAAUGAUGACUACCAAAAGAUUAAUCAAAUCAAACAGACGCGCAAAAUGAACGGGCCUGCUACAUUCGAUCUUUCUGAUAUUCUAUGGGAUGGAGAAAAUUAGAUACCACAUUCAUUCAUGUUUUGUGUUUUGUGCGUGCAUGGCCAUCUAAUAGAAGAAUCAAUAGUCUUCAAAUAAAAGGAUUUAUUCUCAGAGAAUAAGUAUAUAUUGUUAUUGUUUAGAGCUAAAUUAUUGUUUAUGUCUUGAGUUAUUGUAACUAUUGUUUAUUUGUGUUGUUAUUGAGUUUAUAAGUGGAAUGAAGUAUCAUUCAAUCAGUGAGUAAUUUGUAAUUCUUCUUGUAUAAUUAAGUUUUGCGUAAUGGAUAUCUUUAACUUUGAUCUCUUC